Molecule: messenger RNA, 2639 nt
Organism: Leptomonas pyrrhocoris
Lineage: Eukaryota; Euglenozoa; Kinetoplastea; Trypanosomatida; Trypanosomatidae
Exons: 1
Coding region: 1137-2639 (500 amino acids)
Source: RefSeq, a predicted model, not a curated record
GAGAAUUGACACUUUGCACCGAAAGACCCCACCCAGCGCGGCGGUCUACGAAGGUUGAGUAACCACACAGACCAAGCAAAAAAAAAACUUAUUCUUUCCUGCGAAUUACAACUGUACGUUGCCUUUUGUGUUUCCGAAUUGUUUUACCGCGACAACUGUCCCAAGUAAAGUAAAAGCGAAAACACAAGCUGUCACGCUCGAGAAAAGUAAAACCGAGUCUUCUUAAAAGAGGUAUCGUGCCCUCUUGGAUAUCCAUUCAUGCAUAUUUACACCAACGAUCCACUGGUCAGAUAGCUCAUUGCUCGUACACCACGAAAUCACGUAUUCUUUUUUAAUAUUCCUCAUACUGUUUCUUCCUUUGUUGAGGGAUAUCCUCAUCUAAGGUACUGAAGAGUCUCUUUUCCUUCACUCCUGCGUAAUUGCUGGUGCACGUUUAGGAGAGAGAUCGAGAUCGACUUCAUCAGACUGCGCAAACUGUAAAGCAGAAUAAAAAAGCGGUGUAUCCAUCUCCUUGAUUGUAAUGUGAAAAUAACGUUUCUCUUUCGUUUUCUGCGUCUGUUCAUACAACGUGCUCCAGCACCGAUAAUCCUCCCCGCAAGUUUUCUUUUUGUUUCUGAUUCCUGUACUCCAAUAUCGCUGGUUUCCCUCGUUUCUAUCCCGUAGCUGGCUAUUGCUGCUCUCUUCUUCUUUUCUUUUCUUUUCUUUUCUGUGUACAUAAAGUUCACUUCCCACGAAUCCAAGUGUUUCUUAUUGAGUCUGCGCUGCUCGUCCAUCGUUAACCGUAAAAACCCCUCCGUACUCCUACCCUUUGCAUGUAGGAAACACAGGUUAAGUCCGCCGAGGCCUUUUUCCUUUUUCCCCUGGUCUACGUUAGAUUUUGUUAUUUGUACGUGUAUUUCUAUUCCUAUUAGAAUCGCAAGUCCAAUUUUUGGUUGUUGUUUUUCUCUGGGUGUGUGAGGGGUGUUCGAUUAACGCCCUUUUGUUUUUUAACGGUGAGUGCUCUUUAGCAGGGUACUCGAGCAUCGGUUUCAAUCCUUUUCCCUUCGUUACUCUUCUUGUUUUUUCCCCUCUCCUUAUAAACUUCAUAUUUUGUUUCAUACUCAACACGUACCGACUUGUUGUGCGUUCCAUUAAAUAUGAGUUUUCUGGUUGGCAUUGGUACGACUCGCUUGUCACGGCCCCGUCAUCGUCUUCUUCUUGCCAUUUGCCUUCUGUGGACACUGGAGUGUUGCGUCCUGUCCUGCGCCUCUGCAGCUAUCUUCGAUGCAUCGGCGGUGAGCGUGGUGGCCAGAGUAACGCCACAGUUCAACACGGAGGCCGGCCAGCGACUGGAGUGCGACCGUGUCGGUGGCAGCCUCUUCACCGACGUGUCAACUGCGGUGCAUGCAAAGCUGAGAGCGCACAUGAUCAAUCACGUGGGCGUCUCGACCUACAUCGGCUACCUUGGCGGGUCGUCGGCGCAGUCCCCUGCGUGCCCCACCACAGGUCCGUCACUCAAGUGCAUUUGGCGGUGGGACAGCGGCCGCUACGGAGCGGUGGAAACCGUGUUCUUGUUCUACAAAGGCAACGCUCCUCCGCAAAAACUACUCGGUGUUGGACCCUUGAACAACCUGCCGUCAUUUUGGUACUCUGCGAACUCCACUCAGCAGUACCCUGAGAGCCACCAUCAACAGCAUCUCGUCAUGAUGCAAACAGCAGGUAGGAGCGCGGCGUGGAAGGACAGUAGCCCUGCCAAAUUCUCCUAUAGCACACUGAACACGGGCACGUGGUACGCGCUGUGUAUGCUAACAUCUGCAGCGACGAAGACAAGGAUGGCGCCCACUUCGCAAACACGCCGCAGCAGUCCACUGCAAAGCCGUGAAAGCGUCUCCUCAGCUGGCGGCGCUGCACCUGACGGCUUCCUCUCUCUCGCCACGUACGACGGUACCGAUACGCAGCCCAAAAACUCCAGCACUCCGUUGAGCGCUGGUGCAUGGGCUGGGAUUGGUGUGGUGAUCGGCGUGGUGGCGACCGCGUUCGUAGUCGGCGUUGUGUGCGUGCUGGGAAAGUACCACGGCUGGUGCUGCUUCGGCAUCUCUACUCGAGCGGAUGCUGCCGCGGCGGAUGCGUCGUCUUCGUCUUCCGAUUCUCGUCGCAACGCUGGUGAAGACAUUCGGCCGUCUUUCGCCUCGCGCAGCGCUUCGACCUCCGCUGCCACGUCACGCAGCGUCAGCGAUCGCGUCGUGGCGAAAACGCCUGCCGGCGCACCGGGCGGGUUCGGGGAGCGCCGACAGCACCGAUUCGCUGGCGAGUCUGCAGACGGCCUUUGCGCAGUUCGCCGUGCCAGCAGUAGAGGAGAUGCACGACGUGGCGAGGGCCCUCGCCGGCGGGGGUCAUCCCGCCCCCCGCCCGAUGCAGCUGGAGCCGCCCCACCCAAGCUCUUUUUCCUCCCCCGCCUCCGUCCCCGCCGUCGUCACGUCCCCUGCGUCGAAAGGCACUCGCAUAGCGAAUCCGUACGUGUACACGCCGACGCCGUCGCUGCCGCCGGAGCCGGUCCCGCAAGCUGGACUGACGCGCACACGAAGAAUGUCCACCAUACGCACGCCACACCGUCCGCAGCAUCGGCGAUCGCCGAGCGUGAGCUUUGUGGACCUGAGUGA